UCUCAGGUGGUGCAUGACUGAGCCAAGAGGCAGAAGCCGAGAAGGAAAAACCUGUCCCCUGACCCUGGUUGUCUCUCGGGGCAGAAAUCCAAGAGGGACUUUGCAACAUGCAACUCUCCAGAAACUAUAUCCCAUCAGGAUUUCUCCUAGUUUUGUUUUACAGCCCGGUCUCUGUGGCCUGGAGUUCCACCCUGCCCAACUCCAUCCAAGCUCUGAAAGGCUCCUGCGUGGUCAUUCCGUGCUCUUUCACCUUCCCGGGCCCCCGCGCUUCCUGGGGAGGCAAAUUCAGCGUGGCUUGGUACCAGUACCGGACGCGAGGUUACCCUGAAAUCUUCAACAGCAAGAACCCCCGCACUGUCCUUCCGGAGUAUCAAGGGCGGACGGAGGUGGUGGGGGACCUCGAGAUGGGCAACUGCUCCCUCCUUCUCAGAGACGUGCGCCAGGCAGACGUCUACUAUGUGUGGAUCAAUCCAGACUCUGUCAGCCACCGGUUCUAUGAUGUCACUGUCCGAGUGGAAGUAACAGAUGUUCCCAGCCAGCUUGAGAUGAGCGAUCCGGGGUUAUUGACCGAAGGUGAUCAGACUUUGCUGACUUGCUCGGCUCUACACACCUGUCCCUUGAACCCGCCAAACUUCACCUGGAACCUCAUGGGAGGGAAGGCUGUGACUGUCCAAGAACGUCUGGCGGGGGGAGUCUGGCGGACAGAGUCGCAGCUUAGCUAUGUCCCCUCCCACAAGGACAAUGGCAAAUAUCUCCAGUGCACGGCCACCUUCCCCACCGAACAACAGUCGCGCAAUGGUAUCACCCUGCAGGUCAAAUAUUCCCCAAAGGAUGCGGUCAUCUCUGUGGUGGGGAACUCGACCUUGAAGGAAGGAGACAGCGUCACCCUGCGAUGUAGCAGCCACAGUAACCCCCCUGCCCUCAGUUACCGCUGGUUUUUUGGGCCACGCAAGGCACCGCUCCGGGGAGCAGGCACUGGGCAGGAGGCAAAGCUGACAGACAUCAAGAGGGAUUCCGGGCCAUAUUACUGCGUUGCGGAGAAUGACGUUGGGAUGGGAGAGGACUCACCCCCUGCCUACCUCAAUGUGCAGUACAAACCAGUCAUCCUGCCAGAAGGGAACUGCACCAUGUCCAGGACUGGAGAGACUGUCACAUGCUAUUGCUUGGCAGAAGGAAACCCAGCGCCGGGCAUUGAGUGGCACCUGCCAAACCAGACCAUUCCUGAGGACUUCAACAGCUCGGAGCUGCAGGCCGCCUCAGCUUCAAUGGGGCACACCAUUGUUGGCGUGCUGAGGGGCCCUGCAUCCAGCCUGGCCAACGUGUCCUGCUUGGUUACCAACCUUCACGGGCCCAGCCGGGUCACCUUGCCCACCUACCAAGCAGGACGCUCUACCCUGCUGUUCAUGGCAUGCGGGGGUGCUGCUGGAGGCCUCCUCCUCUGUACCCUGCUGGGGAUUGUGAUCUUCAAAGUGGUAAAAAACAGGAAAGAGAAAGGGAAAGAUCAGGAGGAGGAAGAAGAUGAGGAAGACCCAACACUGUAUGUCAAUGAUGGAAAUGAGGAGGAAAAGGUGUCUCUUAAAGAAGAAAAACCAUCCAAAUCGGAGAAAGAGGAAAAAUUCAACAUGUACAGCAAGGACAAGACAGAAGGGAGCCCAGCUGCUUAUAAUGAAACCUCCACUGAAGACUACGAGACAAUGGAAAGCAAAAACGAAGAUUAUGAGAAUGUACCGUCGUUGGGCCCUCUGGGGAAUUUAGGGGACCUGAGCAACUGGCAGCCCGCUUCGGGGACUGACCAGAUCUAUUCCAACGUCUGAUCCGAGACGUCCCUACUUUUCUUUUUAACAAGCGCUUACAGAACUAGAAACAUUAGUAGCUAAGCAACUGGUG
Molecule: messenger RNA, 1887 nt
Organism: Heteronotia binoei (common prickly gecko)
Lineage: Eukaryota; Metazoa; Chordata; Lepidosauria; Squamata; Gekkonidae
Product: myelin-associated glycoprotein-like
Exons: 8
Coding region: 108-1814 (568 amino acids)
Source: RefSeq, a predicted model, not a curated record